Punica granatum (pomegranate) is the source of this 1957-nucleotide messenger RNA. The record is from RefSeq and is a predicted model, not a curated record. Lineage: Eukaryota; Viridiplantae; Streptophyta; Magnoliopsida; Myrtales; Lythraceae.
GCUCUACUGCUCGAUCGCUCGCUCGCUCGGGAGUGUUCGUCGUCUUCAUCGGCCAGCUGCAAUUAGGGUUAGUUGCUUCUCCCAAUUCGUUGUUCUGACACUGAAACCCCGGAGACGGUGCCCUUUACCUCGAAGUCCGCAGCUUCAGUUAGCUCAAACUCCAUUUAUUGUCCUUCCGGUAACGCAACCAUGAGCCGCUACGACAGCCGGUCCGGCGACCCCACUUCGUACCGUGACCGGAGAAGUGACUCUGGAUUUGGUGGAGCAUCAAGUUAUAGUGCUCCGGUCCGGUCAUCAGCAGGAAGGAGGGAAUAUGACGGUGUCGAGUCACCAAAGCGGACGAAUUUGGAUGGCCUGCCUCCGUUCGAGAAGAACUUCUAUAUAGAAUCACCGUCAGUGGCUGCAAUGUCUGAGAGGGAGGUUGAGGAGUACCGGAAUCGAAGGGAAAUUACAGUUGAAGGUCGUGAUAUUCCAAAGCCUGUUAAAAGUUUUGAAGAUGUGGGUUUUCCUGAAUAUGUUCUGCAAGAAAUUGAAAAAGCUGGAUUUGUUGAACCAACUCCCAUUCAAGCCCAAGGAUGGCCCAUGGCUCUUAAGGGUCGAGACCUUGUUGGAAUUGCUGAAACAGGCUCAGGGAAAACACUCGCUUACCUUUUGCCUGCCAUUGUUCAUGUUAAUGCACAGCCUAUUCUAGCUCCUGGAGAUGGCCCUAUUGUAUUAGUUUUAGCUCCAACUCGCGAGCUUGCUGUUCAGAUACAGCAAGAAGCUACUAAGUUUGGUGCAUCAUCACGGAUAAAGAACACAUGCAUUUAUGGUGGGGUUCCAAAGGGACCUCAAGUACGUGAUCUCCAGAAAGGUGUGGAAAUCGUUAUUGCCACCCCAGGAAGGCUUAUAGAUAUGUUGGAGUCUCAUCAUACAAAUCUGCGAAGGGUAACUUAUCUUGUGUUGGAUGAGGCAGAUCGGAUGCUAGACAUGGGAUUUGAUCCGCAAAUACGGAAAAUUGUAAAUCAGAUUCGCCCAGAUCGCCAAACUUUGUAUUGGAGUGCUACUUGGCCUAAGGAGGUGGAACAGUUGGCUAGGCAGUUCCUUUACAAUCCAUAUAAGGUGAUAAUAGGGUCUCCAGACUUGAAGGCUAACCAUGCGAUUCGGCAGAUUGUCGAAAUUGUAUCUGAAAGUCAAAAAUACAAGAAACUGGUCGAUUUGCUAGAAGACAUAAUGGAUGGUAGCAGAUUACUUAUAUUUUUGGAUACGAAGAAAGGGUGUGAUCAGAUCACUCGGCAGCUCCGCAUGGACGGAUGGCCUGCUCUUUCUAUCCAUGGGGAUAAAAGUCAGGCAGAAAGAGAUUGGGUCCUCUCAGAAUUUAAAGCAGGGAAGAGCCCUAUAAUGACUGCAACAGAUGUUGCAGCCCGUGGUUUAGAUGUGAAGGACAUAAAAUAUGUGAUCAAUUAUGACUUUCCUGGUUCCCUGGAGGACUACGUCCACAGAAUAGGUCGAACAGGAAGGGCUGGGGCAAAAGGGACAGCAUACACUUUCUUCACUGCUGCAAAUGCUAGAUUUGCUAAGGAUCUGAUAAACAUCCUCGAAGAAGCUGGGCAGAAGGUCAGCCCCGAACUGGCAGCUAUGGGGCGUGGAGCUCCUCCCCCUCCAGGUCAAGGUGGUUUCCGAGACCGUGGAAGGGGCUACGGCGGUCGUUCUUGGAACUGAUUAGAGCCCUCGAUAAAUGGGGAAGGAAGGUGGCUGCAAAUUAUAGGAACUCUUGACUUCACCCUCGUAAUUGAGGAUCUUGUAUUAACAUAUAACUCCUUUUUGCCAUUUGCCUUAUCAUUUGGGAAGUUAGGUUCAGUCCUCUUUCUUUGUAUCGGCAUCUUUUGACUUUUGUAGUUGCAUUUAGGAUUUGAUUGUGUAAUUCUUUUUGGUUGAUGGUUUAAGGUAUAUAUAUAUGCACAUAUGUUUCGAAGCA